AGGAAGAAAUUAAUUUUAAAAAAAAAAGAAAAAAAAAAAAGUGGGUUCUUUGUUUGUUUGUUUGUCUCGAUUAAUAUAGAAAGUUCUGAUUGUGUUUCGGUUGUUUUUAGCAAAUCUCUCGAUCUCUCCAUUCUUUUCGUCAGAGAGACACUCUCUUAUUUCAAGAGUUGUGAAAAUGUUAUUCGGCAUUGUGGAGUCAAUUGGACUGGGUCUGAAAAUGUUUUCCCGCAGCGAAUUGUUGCCAAUUUUGGUGAAUUCAUUUUCUGUCUGUUGUAAAGAGACAUGAGUUAGGGUUUUGAGCUGUUGUGCAAAUGUCUGUUGAAAGUGUUACCGGCUCCAUUUUAUUCUAUUCGAUUAAGCCUCUUCUGUGUGGGAAGCAAAUGUUCUAGAGAAGUGAAGCAGUAUGUUUACUUGUGAUUCUUGUUUUUGAUUUGUGUAUUCUGAUCAUUUGAGUACUAAACCAAGAGCCAACAAAAAGAGAAGAGAGUUAUAUUGGAUGGGUAAUAAGCUGGGAAGGAGGAGACAAGUGGUGGAUGAGAGGUACACAAGACCGCAAGGGUUAUAUGUUCACAAAGAAGUGGAUGCUAAGAAGCUUAGGAAGCUAAUUCUUGACUCUAAGCUUGCUCCUUGCUAUCCUGGGGAUGAUGAGUGUUGCUGUGAUCUUGAAGAGUGCCCUAUAUGCUUCUUGUAUUAUCCAAGUCUCAAUCGAUCAAGAUGUUGCAUGAAAGGCAUUUGUACAGAGUGUUUUUUGCAGAUGAAGAAUCCCAAUUCUAGUCGCCCUACUCAAUGUCCUUUCUGCAAAACAUCAAAUUAUGCUGUGGAGUAUCGAGGUGUGAAAACGAAGGAGGAAAAAGGCAUUGAGCAAAUUGAAGAACAACGUGUUAUAGAAGCAAAAAUUAGGAUGCGACGGCAGGCACUUCAGGAUGAGGAAGAGAGAAUGCAAAAAAGACAAGAAUUAAGUUCUUCGAGCACAAGCGUGGCACCAGGAGAGGUUGAAUACAGCUCAAUGGCUGCUCCAUCUGCUAGAUAUGUGGAAGGUGAUGAAAUUGUAUCAAUACAAGAUUCACGUGCUACUCCAUUUAUAAGACAACCUUCACACCCUACACAAAACAGAGAUGAUGAGUUUGACCUGGAUUUGGAAGAUAUAAUGGUCAUGGAAGCAAUAUGGCUUUCAAUUCAGGAGAAUGGCAGACAAAGGCACCCUGUUUAUAAUGGUGCUUCUUCUGGCCAGUAUGUUACAGAGGAUUGCUAUGUCUCAUCAACCGUGGCUCCAAUGGCGGAUACAUCAUCAUCCCCUUCUGGUGGUCUUGCUUGUGCAAUAGCUGCCCUUGCUGAGCGUCAGCAAACAGGUGGAGAAGCAUCUAUAAACCAUAGUGCGAAUAUUUCAGGAUUCAACAUGCUUCCGGGUAGUAGGAGGUUCCAUGAUAGGGUGGACAGAGUUGUGGAGAACUAUCCUCCAGCAGAGAGCUCCACCAACUCAUCGCCUGUUGGCAGAGUGGAAGCAGCUAGAGAUGAAGGCGAAUGGGGUGUAGAUCAUGGAUCAGAAGUGGCCGAAGCAGGUACUAGUUAUGCAAGCUCUGAUGUCGUAGAAGAUGAAGUUGGAAUUUCAGGAAUUCCUGUGUCUGAUGAGAUAGGAGGCAACUUUCAAAAUGUCUCAGGAGCAAUUGUUCCUGAGAGUUUUGAGGAGCAGAUGAUGCUGGCUAUGGCUGUUUCUCUAGCUGAGGCUAGAUCUAUGACAAGUGGACCAGGAGUCUCAUGGUAAUAGUUGUUAGUGGUGGAGUUCUAGAACAGAUGAAACUGGCAGUGACUGUUUUAGUUGAGGUUGGUGAGUGGAGCUAGGACCAGUUCACAUUGCCUUGCUUGCAGCUGGUUCAAAGUUUAAGGUACUUCCGACUCCUCUCCUUGCACUAUACUCCAUAUAUAAAAUGUUAUAAAAGGAAACACAACAGGUUAUUUGAGUUGAAUGAUUUGUUUGAUUUUCCAUUUGAUAAAAAUCCCAUGGAAAAAUGCCUUUCAGUUGUGAUAAAAGGGCAUAAAGUCGUCAUGUAAAACUGAAACCAUUAUGAAAUGUCGUCUGUGAAUAGCAAUUUCGAGUCGUCCCUUUUGCAUCAGCGCAUUCCAUUCUAGGAUAAUAGUAUUUUGUUUUAACUGGAUGUACCCGAGAUUUUUGUCCAUUGAAAGGGACAUAUGCAUACAAUUGGGCAUAAAUUCAACAUUCUUCAUUAGUGUGUA
This is a messenger RNA of Mangifera indica (mango), 2232 nucleotides long. Its product is annotated as E3 ubiquitin-protein ligase DA2-like. Bases 497 to 1762 code for a protein of 421 amino acids. Gene Ontology annotation, cellular component: cytoplasm. The record is from RefSeq and is a predicted model, not a curated record. The transcript has 10 exons. Lineage: Eukaryota; Viridiplantae; Streptophyta; Magnoliopsida; Sapindales; Anacardiaceae.